Molecule: messenger RNA, 375 nt
Organism: Rotaria sp. Silwood2
Lineage: Eukaryota; Metazoa; Rotifera; Eurotatoria; Philodinida; Philodinidae
Source: the annotation of a GenBank genome assembly
AUGGAUGAAGAUCAAUUACAUGGCAAAUGUUCAGAAAAAGUUCAAUCAUUAGAUGGCUUAUCUCAAACAUUUCCUGCUAAAAGCUCUACUAUUGAUUUUAUACCGUGUCGAAGAGCAGGACGCUAUGUUGAUAAUUUUCGUAUCCUACAGUUAGGCGAUAAUAUGCUUCGAAGUGAAAAAGAAAUGGAAAAACUUCGUGAGCUUGAAGAUCCAGAAAAAAUGAAACACAUAAGGAAAAAAAUUGCUAAUUGUUUCGUGGAACGCUAUAAAUAUACUAAAGAAGAAUCAGAUGUUUAUUUAAAAUUUGCACAACGAUCGAAAGAUAAUUCCAUACAAUUUCAAAUGCUUUGUUCAAAAACCGAGCUUGUCACAUAA